UCCGCAGCACCUCUGUCUGUCCUUAUUCGUGAAGGUGAAAUCGGUCCCCGAUUUAUCUCUCUGCCUGCCUCCCUCCGGAACCCUCGCGGUCGUCCUUCUGUCUCACCUCCGCAAUCAUGUCUGUAUUCGGCGACGUCCCGCAGGCGCCUCCAGUGGCUGUCUUCAAGCUCUCCGCCGACUUCCGCGAGGACAACCACCCACAGAAAGUGAACCUCGGCGUCGGAGCCUACCGCACCGAUGACUCUCAGCCGUGGGUUCUGCCGGUGGUGAAGAAGGUGGAGCGCCUCAUCGUGGAGGACACGAGCCUCAACCACGAGUACCUGCCCAUCCUCGGGCUGCCAGAAUUCCGAUCGGCCGCUUCCAAGGUUGCCCUGGGAGAAGACAGCCCUGCCGUCAAGGAGGGCAGGGUCGGUGGAGUCCAAUCUCUGGGUGGCACGGGCGCCCUGAGGAUCGGGGCUGAGUUCUUGCGGCGUUGGCACAAUGGCGUCAACAACACAGCCACUCCUGUUUACGUGUCUGCGCCGACCUGGGCGAACCACAACGGUGUGUUUGCCGACGCUGGGUUCAAGGACAUCCGUCCGUACCGCUACUGGAAUGGCGCCAAGAGAGGUCUGGACCUCAGAGGCUUGCUGGAUGACCUUGAGCAAGCUCCAGAAGGUUCCAUUUUCGUGCUCCACGCGUGCGCUCACAACCCCACCGGCACCGAUCCCAAUCAGGGCCAAUGGAGGCAGAUCGCUGAGAUCAUGAAGAACAGGAAUCUUUUUGUCUUUUUUGACUCGGCCUACCAAGGCUUCGCCUCGGGUUCUCUGGAAAAAGACGCGUGGGCCAUUCGCUUCUUUGUGUCUCAGGGCUUUGAACUCUUUGUGGCUCAGUCCUUCUCCAAGAACUUUGGCCUCUACAACGAGAGGGUGGGCAACCUGACGGUGGUGGCGCGAGACGGCGACAACCUGGGCCGCAUCCUGUCUCAGAUGGAGAAGAUUGUGAGGACCACCUGGUCCAACCCGCCCUCGCAGGGCGCUCGCAUCGUCAGCAAGACCCUCAACUGCCCCCAGCUCUUUGCGGAAUGGCAAGAUAACGUGAAGACGAUGGCCGACCGUGUGCUCCUCAUGCGGGACCAGCUCAAGUUGAAGCUUCUGUCCCUCGGAACCCCGGGAACAUGGGACCACAUCACCCAGCAGAUCGGAAUGUUCAGCUUCACCGGCCUCAACCCCAAUCAGGUGGCGUACAUGAUCAAAGAGAAGCACGUGUACCUGAUGGCGAACGGUCGCAUCAACAUGUGCGGCCUCACCUCCAAGAACCUGGACUACGUGGCGCAGUCCAUCCACGACGCCGUCACCCAGGUCCAGUGAGAGGGAACGCCAUCGCCGCUUCUCCCUGUACGUUUUGUCCCAUCCCGCUCUCCCUUGUCACAUCUUUGAUGUCACCGAAAGUGUGAGCUGUACAUCCUCACUCCUUCUGCUAAGCCGGUGGCUCCCAACAUGUACUGAGCCAAAGACCAUGUUUUACAUUCGAAAAAUGUUCUGGCACGUCACCAAACAAAAACUUCAUCAAAAGCAAUAGCCCUGAUGCGAAUUGCAAAAUAACCAGAGGAACUAUCACCUCCUACCCCCCCCGCAAUAUUUUGGUUGUAUUUCUAAAAAGUAUUAU
Hippocampus comes (tiger tail seahorse) is the source of this 1647-nucleotide messenger RNA. RefSeq names its product aspartate aminotransferase, cytoplasmic-like. The coding region runs from base 117 to 1349 and encodes 410 amino acids. NCBI's taxonomy places the organism in Eukaryota, Metazoa, Chordata, Actinopteri, Syngnathiformes, Syngnathidae. The transcript is spliced from 9 exons. The record is from RefSeq and is a predicted model, not a curated record. Gene Ontology annotation, molecular function: L-aspartate:2-oxoglutarate transaminase activity; pyridoxal phosphate binding. Gene Ontology annotation, biological process: L-aspartate biosynthetic process. Gene Ontology annotation, cellular component: cytosol.